AUGCAACCUCAAUUGAUACAGAAGACGGUAAGCCAUGCAUAAUCAGACAUAUACUAAGCGAUAAAAAAUGUUUUUUCGUAAUUCCUCUCAAGACUCAGAAUUUUUGUUUCGCCAAGCAAGCAUGCAUUCAGACCCACGAACCAUUGGCUGUGAUCGUGUUCAACAUGCUACACCACUGAUGGUGAUAGUUCAACAUGCUACACCACUGAUAGGUGCUAUGUGCCUCUGGCUUUAAUGUUAAGCCUUAAUUCAUUUAGUUUGCUUUGCCUUUGCUUUGUCUAACGCUCUUCAAAAUCUGAAGAAAUAUUAACAUCAAGAUUAGGAAAAUAAUAGAUUUCCACUUUAUUCUGUUUGCAAAUUUGACCUCAAUUGAUACGGAAGAAAGUACGGUUACAGAUUUUAAAAAAUCGUAUUAUUAGUUUUGAAAAAUAUACUGCAGCCGAAUGUACAUUAUUUCUAUUGUAAUGAUUUAGCAAAGAGUAUUGCAUAUAAUGCUCAGUUUUACUCUCGUUUUGGUCAUUUGGCCAGCCUUUUUUUUUGCUUUGGGUUCCGAUAUCUAGAUUUCUUACAAGCCCGUCUUCUCAGGAUCUGACCUUUUCUCUUCGAUAUCUUCUAAAAUGCUCUUUCUUGUUCUAAAAUGCUCUUUUUUGGUUUACUUCUAUACAUUUUUCCGAGCAGUUGUCUUUCUAAAACUGUUUUUAAUCGAAGCCAUGCCGUAUCUCAGAAUUUGACUCAACCGUCUCGUUUGUCCCUCUUUAAUUAAUAAUCCCUCUCAAUUAAGAUCUUUCUUUUGAUGUUGUUCUCAAUACUUCCUCAUUUGGCAUUUUGUCUGCGUCUUUAUUUGUCCUCCUGGCAGAGGGCCAGGUAUUAUAAAUGCUCAUUUUAAAAUGAUCUAUACUUCUCAUUCAGUAUUUGGCAUUAAAAAACUCAUUAAUAAUUCAUGAAGAAAACACAAAGAAAAAUCAUAAGCGUGUUGUAUCUGUAUAUGUGAUACAGAUUCAUGUUGAUUUACAUAAACUUUAACUUUAAUUUUCUCGGCUUAGACAACGUUUAUUUUUAAAAUUACUUCGCCAAUGAACUCAUAAGAUGAGUCGUUUUUUAAGUCGUUUAUUAUCUGAUACAACACGGCCGCUCAUGUUGUAAACAUUACUAACAUACUGUUCGUUCUUUUUUUUUAAUCAAGAGCUACAUUCUCCACAAGAGUUUGAUUCUGACAAUAAAACGUUUGCUUCAUGAAAACUAUAGAUAACUGCCGAUAAUGGACAGCUAGAUUAAUGUCAUCAGUGAGAUUGCUUUAACUCAGUGCAUAUUAAUAAUUAUGUGCAUAUAUGUUAUUUAUUACUAAGCGAAAAAAGUCUGAGAAAACUGCUGAGUACAUUUUUACUGAUUUUUAUUUCGAUUUGCAGAAGUUGAUAAAUUCCAUUCUCUGCAAAUGGACCAGCGCAAAUUGACUGACGUUAUAUUUGUAGUAUUUGAUAAUUGUAUAGUACUUUUAAAUUUAACUUACAGUAUCACUUCACUAUAUACAGCCUUUCUCAAACACUUCCAUGCAUAUCAUAUUCUGACUUUCUGUUUGUGUCUUGCUUAACCCGUGCACCUCUUUCAUCAAGAAAUAAACGUUCGUUGAUGAUAGAAUCUUAAACGCUCGGUACUAGUGUAGGUAGUAGUAGGUACUGAAGAAUACAACUACGGGCAGUUGUUGUUGUUUAUUUGGCGGGAGGGGGAGGACUAUUUUCCAGAAAUUGCCGAAUUUUACGUUCAUGAAAUUGUCCGAAGUAUAAAGUUUUGUCUUUAUCAUAAAAUUUCCCCCGCUGGCGACCUAGUAUAUUUCCUUCUUUCUUGAUGUUUUAAUACACCUAUUAUUACUUUCAAAUUUUUUUUUAAAUUUGCCCAACUCACUAAUAAUGACACAGGCGAUUAAAUUGCUAUAUUGUUUUGUACUGGAAAACGCAAUGCCUUAAUAACAAAAUAUCAAAUACUAGAAAUUUUAAACAAGAAUUGCUGUUGUACAUUUUUAAGACUUCUUUUCGUUCAAAGAACAAAGAGUUUUGUGCUGUAUAUGCACUUCAAAUGCAAUGUUUUUAUUUUUUGCAGCCAGCGAUCAAGUCGAAAGUGAAAUGUCGAAAAGGGGCUGAAAGAGAAGUAAGUGACGUCAGAAAUGAAAUAAAUUAACUCAUUUCUUUAGUCACUUUCAUCUAGAUGUUUUGAAAUCACACUACUGUGGACAAUACUCUGAUCCAGACAACUAACGUAAUGAAUUGAAAUUUCAUUUUUCUCCGGCCAGGAGCUUAUGUUUUUAUCAGCGCUUGUGUGUAUGUAUGCCUGUCAGCACUACAGCUUUAAAAACGUCAAAUGUUUCUAGUAUCAUAUAAAUUUAACUUCAUUUUUUCAAGCACUGAAUGAUGAGGUGAAGAUUGUUCGUGUCUGUUAUGCCUUACAUGUCCAGCUGAGCAACUGACGAUUCCCCUUAUUACGUUUUCGUAACGCUUUGCAUUGUGGUUAUACCGGUAUCACUGACAUUCAAGAUGGCUUAUUUUUUGUCCUGGCCCGUGUAAGAACAAUUUAAAAAGCUAGGGUCAGGCGCGCGAUAGCCAACAGCAAAAUAUUCGCGAAAACAUUCAGUAUUUUCAUUCGAGGACGCUAUCUUUAUCAGUGACACCACUAUAACCACAAUGCAAAGCGCUACAAAAACGUAAUAAGGGGAAUCUGCUAUUCCGUGGCUCGCCUGCGUUGCAAAUGGUCAACUUGCGAACGAAGGGAAAUAAUGCAGUCUGCCGGCUUUAAUCGCAUGCAGUUUGUAUACCGUUCGGCCCAAACAUACUACAUUAUACUUACGUGAACAAGCAUCGCCAUCAAAUCGAAAUAUUAAUAGUAGCUUGCAAUAGAACGCCUUGGUUUUUUUAAAGAUAAAACCUAUACCUAUACUGCAGAAACAAGUGCCGCUGAUUUUUACAACACCGUUAGAUAUAGCCACUUACCGAACCUUCUUACAACCUUGCAAGUAGAGGUCAAUUCUGACGGGUUUGCUAUUAAAUUGGAUUAGACGAGCAAAUUGAAAUGCGAAAUAUAGAAGCGAAAAUCGCAAGAAUUAGUCAGAUAUUAUAAAUCGCUUUUUUACGCAAAACUAAAUCUUAUACAUAGCAACCUUAAUUAAAGCCUACAGAUUGUCGAAACGAUGAAUGACAUACUGUAUAUAUAUGAAUGUCCGUUGCAUUUUUUGCGUUUAGAGGUCGAGGUUUUGCGGUUUUGAAUUUGACUUUGAAAGGACAAUUUCGAUUGGAUUAGCUAUAGAUAAGCCCGCGUGAAAUAUUUCAUUCACUUCUCUUAAUAUAGAAUUGGAUAGAGCACCCUUUUAAAUCAGAAUAUUUAGAAUGAAAAAAUAGACUAAAUUCUUUAACAAUCGAAUUGUUCCGUGUUUUACAAUUAAGCAAAUAUCUUCUCCAACAUAACUUGGAAUUGGAAUUUUCCACACCUGCCAACGAUUGUUUCUUUACGGCCAUUUUGUAUAUGAUAUAUAAAAAGCCAUUGAUACGCAAUACGUGUACUUCUCCACAAGUAACGGAAACAGUAUAAGAACUUGUUAUAACUUGCAAGUGCGGAAAAAUUGUUCUGUUUGUCUAAUAUUACCCCGAUUACCUUAAUUUCUGCAUAGUAAAUACACUACUCGCUCCUAGCUUUUAAAUCAAUGAUCUGAUGAGUUUCAUUUAUAGAAUAGAAUAAAAUAAAACUUUAUUUAUCCACGCUUCCCUCAUCAUCCGAAGAUGUUUUUCAUGAGGGGCGUCACACAAUUAAUUAUAUACAUAAAUAUCACUCUAAUAUAAAAGUAGUCUAAAAAGCUAAUAGUAAUUAAAAAAAUUCUAAAAUAGAACACACAUAUGCAUACAUUUAAAAAUUGAAUAUAUCAAGAAUAAUCGACGUCUGACUCAGUUGUUCCAUUGCAGGAUUUUGAACUUGGUUAAGGAUUCUUAGGUAGGCUGGUUAAGGUUAAGGAUUCUAAGGUAGGCUGUUCCUUAGUACAGCACCACUGUACACCGAAAACAUUUUUUUUUUAAUAUUCAGUAUUUGGCUCAAGAACUGAAAGAUUAGUACUAGGCAAUUCUAAAAUUGAAUUGUUUGUUUAUUGCUUAUAUAUUGACUUUAUUGACACUCCCCUAAAAGGGCUUUUCAGUGACAAGAAUACACAUACAUAUCAAUUAAUUACUAUAAUUAUACAUUGGAUCCUAAAUUUAUAUAAUAAGAUCACGAAAUUACUUUAUGGACAAACACGACACCAAUUCUUGACAACAACAUUAACAACAGCAACAAACAACAUACAUCAACAUCAUCAACAGCGACAGCAAAAACAACAACAUCAACAACAACAACAACAACAACAACAACAACAACAACAACAACAACAACAACAACAACAACAACAACAACAACAACAACAACAAAAACAACAACAACAAAAACAACAACAACAACAACAACAACAAACAACAACAUUAACAAACAGCAACAAACAACAUACAUCAACAUCAUCAACAUCAUCAACAAACAACAACAACAACAACAACAACAACAACAACAACAACAACAACAACAACAACAACAACAACAACAACAACAACAACAACAACAACAACAACAACAACAACAACAACAACAACAACAACAAGGACAAUAACGACGACAAUGACAACAACGCUUAUUGAUUAACAAAAGAUAAACAUGCCCUUAAUUAUCUAGAAAUUGCUGAAGCAGUUCCCGUUUCAAUUUAAUUUUAAAGCUUGGAAUAGAUUUGCAAGAGCUUGGAAUAGAUUUGGAAUUUUAAGGCUUGGAAUAGAUUUGCUUGGAUAGUUAUAGCCGACCUUUUAAUUAUUAAGAUUUGUUUCCCUUCUAAUAAAUUUAUCUUUUAGACUCGAACAGAUUGUAAAGUUUCAUUCGGUACAAACGGUUUAACUCUUUUAAUAAUUCCAAUACCUGAGCCGACUUUUUACAUAUUGAAUCGAUACGCUUUUUCCAACUCAUCUUUUCAUCGAGAUCUACUCCCAAACAUCGAAAUGAAGAACUCGGGUGACGGGAUUAUUAUUUUUCAUUACUUAGUCAUUGCCAACUUUGUUUGCGAAACUUGCUGAUGAUGCAUAUAUUUGAGCAUCAUCAGCAUACAUCUCUGGAGUUGUGUUUUGUAGACAUACUCUGGCAAAUAAUUUAUAUAUAAUAAAAAUAGGAGGGGUCCAAAAAUAGAUCCUUGUGGAACACCGCAUACAAUUUCCUUAGCGGAGAAUGUGUGCUCAUGAACAACACAAACUUGACUUCUUUUUGGAAAUAUGAUUGGAACCAUUGACCAUUGUAGUUCCAAAUUAUGAACUCCAAAAUUUUCUUGCAUUUUUCCUUUUCACGCCUGACAAAAAUGAAUGCCAAAGCUUCUUUAUUUCAAGAUGUAUUUUACUUCUUUAUUUCAUUGACGUGCUUCAACUUCUUUAAUUUUCAUCCCGUUUCUACAAAAUUUCCCAUAAACAUAGAACAUAUUAUUCUUACAAAUCGUAUAUUUUUGUUUUUCGAAUUGCUACAUUUUUGGUGGGAAAAUGACGUCACAAACUUAGCGCCAAAAAAUUAACCGCUUGCUAUUGGUUAUUUUAUGCACUAAUUCGGUAGACGACAUUGAGAGAGUCUUAAAACUGAAGUCUGUUUCGAAAUGCAACCAUUCCUUGUGAAGAUAUCAUGACUCAAUUAAAUUUCUAAAAAUCGGCCAUUUUCUUCUAUUUUUAGUAACAAAAUGGCCGAUUUUUCGACAUUUGUACCGCUAUAUCUUGGCGAGAAAUAGUCGUAUUUAGAAACAGAGGUCAGUUUUAUUACUCUCUCUCAAUGUCGUCUACCGAAUAAUUGCAUAAAAUUAACAAUAGCUAACUGUUAAUUUUUUAGCGGCAAGUUUGUGACGUCAUUUUACCCGCGAAAAAUGUAGCAAUUCGAAAAACCAAAAACAUACGAUUUGUAAGGAUGACAUGUUCUAUAUUUAUGGGAAAUUUUGUAGAAACAGUAAAAAAUUAAAGAAAUUGAAGCCCUUUGGCAUGCAUUUUUGUCAGGCGUGUUUGGGAUUUUGUGAUCAAUAGAGUCAAAGGCUUUCCUAAUAUCAACAGAAAUUAAUUCGGUUAGUUAAUUUUCAUUAUCUAUAUUCUCUAACCAAUUAUCACUCAUUUGGUUUAAUAAAGACAAUAUCGAAUGUUUGGGCAGUACCAGGAUUGAAAUCGGGAUAGUAGAGAAUUAUAUAUUAAGUAUUGAUAAAACAUUCCAAAUACUUCUUUCUCAAAUAGUUUGCUUAUAAUUGGAAGAAUAGAAAUCGGGCGAUACUUCUCACAAUUCUUUCUACCUUCUGAUUUAUAGCCAAUAUAGUUUACCCUGACAAUUUGUGGAAACGGCGAAACCCACCAGCGCCACCACAACCUCCUGCACCACCAGGACCGAGAGGGUAUCCCGGAUCUCGUGGUCCGGCCGGACGUCCUGGACCUCAAGGACCACCAGGACCGAGAGGGUACAAAGGAGACAGAGGGCAUCCCGGAACUCGUGGUUCAGUCGGACGUCCUGGACCUCAAGGACCACCAGGACCGAGAGGGUCCAAAGGAGACCGAGGGUAUCGAGGAUUAUCUGGCACAGGCGGACGUCCUGGACCUCCUGGACCACCAGGUAAAAACGUUGGAAAAUGUCUAUGCUGGGACAGUUGACAGCUAACUAAAACGUUCGGUUUAUUUAUUGUUUUGUUCAUAUGAGAAAGCACUGGCCCGCGCUUGAUCAAAUUUUUGCUCAGCAUUCCAAGAUAUAGUCGUCGGGAUAAGGAUAUCACGUGUGAGCACACCAGGCUCAGUAGCCAGCUUCCAAAAUUGAGUUAAAAAUAGUUUGGCAAUUUGUCAUGUAAUUUGACGAUUCUUUGAAACCGUUGUGCUUAUUUUGCACGAAAAAUAUCAAAUACGGUGCAAGAGCAAUGCAUGUCGAGCUAUGCAAUUAUUUUGUCUACGUUAAGUAAAACCAGAGUGGGUAGCGAAAUUAUGUUGGUAGUUUUUAGUUGUUGAAACAUUUAUAUUAUGAUAUUGCCAUGGCGAUUUUCAGUUUUGGCGGCAGUAAUAAUUAUAAAUACUUCUGUCUAAAUUGAAAUAGCAUUUUGGAAUUGUAGAUUUUAUAUUUGCUUGGCAAAAAGCGGGACGCUUCGUUGAUUACUCUAGUAUUUGGUAAGGAUAAUAGUGUUAAACUUAGAAGGCGCAAUAACAAUUUGAAUUACAGCCAGCGUGUUGUGCCCUCGUUGAAACAGUAAAGACAAAUCGAGUAUGAGGUCCAAAAGCUGGCUUUUCUGCACAGGGUCGUACAGUAGCUAGAACGCUAAUUGGGGGAGGGGGUUGUAUAUUCAUAUAUUCGUCUGCUGCCCGACAGAUUUCUUUUGAAAUGGAUUGUUUCUACGAUAUGUGAACAUGAAUAUAUGAAUAUACACACACCCAAUUAUCGUGUCUAGCUACGGCCCUGUUUCUGCAGUGGCGAAGAGGUCUUGCUAUGCAAAUUUUUAAUGAUUCACAUUAUUCAAAUAUUUGAAAAUGUGAUUGACUUUAACCUAUUUAGAUGCACAUUUGUUAGCAUUGCGUGACCAUUUGCCAUGGCCAGCUUCGCCACUGUUUUUCUGCUCCAAAUAGGGCCCGCCACACAGACUAUGUGAGUUAAUAAUCGCCGUGCAAGAUGCUCACAGCUGUUUUGCAAAAAAAUUCAUUAAGUGAUAUUUGUAACCGAUAAUCUUUGAAAAUUUUAUUAGAUGUAAAUUUUGUUAAUUAUUCUCGAUUUUCACAAGUGUUUUAUCACAUUACUUGCAGGCAAGCCAGGAGUUUCUUCAAAACCGAAUUGUCAAGUUGUUACUGGUAACGGGAUAGUAACCUGUCCCAGAAAUAAACGUGCAUUUGCUUGCAUAGCAACAUGUGGCGAUCGUGCUACUACUAAUGCGCGUACCUGUAUUUCUAAGUGCAGAAACGGCAAUGUUGAGGCAUUAUGCUGCUUGUAUAAUGUCGGUUAUCAUCUGAACGAAAACGCGCAUUUAAAGGACAGACCACUGGUAGAAAUAGAAAACCAACCUAAAGAUAGACUUUGCCUAGCUUAA
Molecule: messenger RNA, 8113 nt
Organism: Paramuricea clavata
Lineage: Eukaryota; Metazoa; Cnidaria; Anthozoa; Malacalcyonacea; Plexauridae
Source: the annotation of a GenBank genome assembly